This is a messenger RNA of Entamoeba dispar SAW760, 486 nucleotides long. RefSeq lists its product as uncharacterized. NCBI's taxonomy places the organism in Eukaryota, Evosea, Mastigamoebida, Endamoebidae. The coding region runs from base 1 to 486 and encodes 161 amino acids. The transcript has 2 exons. The record is from RefSeq and is a predicted model, not a curated record.
AUGUUAAACAGACAAAUAAUAGAUAAUAUAAUGGAAAGUACAAAACAAUACCAUGGAAUAAAAAGAAAGGUUGAGGAGCCUUGUUUUGUAUUUCAUUAUAAGACAAAAGAAACAGUUAUUAUUGAAAGUAAUAUAGAUACAUUCAAUGUAUUUAUACAAGAGGGAUUGUGGAAUAACACUGAUUUGAUUCAAUAUGCAUUUAAAGAAUAUGGAAAUAAAAGAAUUAUUGAAGGAAAAAAUUUAGAAAGAAUUCUGAAAGUAAUUUAUAAUUCAUUUCCAUUAUUAGAGGAAUUUAUAGAGUAUGUUAAAAGAAAUAGAUCAUUUUUUUAUCUUACAAAAGAUGAAUGGUAUUCAUUAUAUUACGAAAGGAAUUUUGUAUUGAAUGAUCAAUAUGUUAAUGAAGAUAAAAUUAUUUCAUGGCCAUUAUUAUUGGAAGAGUUUAGAGAAACAAGGAGAAAACAACAAGAUAUGGAUUGUGAUAUAUGA